CAAAUCAAUACAAAUCUCGUAGGGUUAUAUUUACAAAUAAAGAAAAUUAAGAAUGAGAUGAUAAAUAAUAAACUCAUUUUAUGCAUAUCGAAUCGGAAUUGUAAGUACUUCAACUCCGUUAAAGGAUUCCCUAUAAUUAUGGCGAAUAGCCGAAUAAUCAACAAGAACAAAAUUCACUUCCUACGAUGACAACUUCAAUUCUUUUAUUGGGUGAUUCUCUGACAGAAGGAUACAGUGGAUAUGGUACCGUUUAUCAUCCUUAUGGAAUCCAAUUUAGGAAAAGAUUCGAGGAAGCUGGAACAGAAGUUGAGGUAACAAUAGAAGGACAAUCAGGAGCUCGUGUUGUAAGUAAUUAUGAGAAUCGUCUUCGGAGAGCAAUAAGCAAACAAACUGAUAAAGGAAAAAAGUUUGAUUAUGUUGUCAUAUUAGGAGGUACAAAUGAUGUUUGUAAUAUGUUUGAUUCUAAUAAAAUAUUUAGCAAAUUAAAAGAACUUUAUGAUAUUUGUGAAAAUCAUGGUGCAAUCGUAUUUGCAUUAACUAUCAUGGAGAUGGAGUUCACUUAUAUUGAUGAACCCGAAAAAAGAAGGAAGGAAGUGAAUGAAUUGAUAAGAAAUUAUUCAGCGGAGAAUGAUAAAAUUAUAUUAUGUGAUUUAUCAAAAGAACUUCCUAUAAAUUCUAUUCCAAAAGAUCAAAAAGAAUUAUAUUGGGAUGAUGGUGUUCAUUUAACAGUUGAGGGUUAUGAUCAUAUGGGUGAUAUAAUUUUUGAAGCAUUAUAUAGUCAAAUCAAGAAAUAAUAAAUAUUGAUUCAUUUUAAGUGAAUAAUAUUUCAAGUUUAAAAACUUGUUUAAUUAAAUCUCAUGUGAGAAAA
Messenger RNA from Rhizophagus irregularis DAOM 181602=DAOM 197198, 868 nucleotides. RefSeq lists its product as uncharacterized. The record is from RefSeq and is a predicted model, not a curated record. NCBI's taxonomy places the organism in Eukaryota, Fungi, Glomeromycota, Glomeromycetes, Glomerales, Glomeraceae. Gene Ontology annotation, molecular function: phosphatidylcholine lysophospholipase A1 activity.